AUGCCUACUCGGUGUAUAAUCACAGGUUGUGGCAAUACAUAUAAAGACGGGAUAAGCUUUCAUCGCUUCCCCAAAGAUGAGACCAUCAAAAAGGCAUGGGUCAAGAAGGUGAGGCUGACGCGAGCGAAAUGGAAGGGACCAUCGGCCUCCAGCUCAGUGUGCAGUGAACACUUUGCUGACUCAGACUUUCAGGACUCGGGGAGCUAUUACACGCAAUUCGGCAUGAGGAAAAAAAAAAAACUCCUGAAGUCCACAGCCAUACCCAACGUAACGCUGGGAGUAAAGCGCUCACCAAAACCUCAGCCAACAAGAUCUGCUUGGAUGAAGAGAGAGAGGAAGAGGGUGUUGGAAGAAGCACUUUCAGGUGUGCAAACCGACCAGGCUCCUCCACAUCAAUCCGAGUCAGAACAUGAACCGGGAUGCAGCAGUUGGAUUGAGCAAACUGACACUAGCGGGCAAUCUAGCCAGUCUGCCGGUACCCAGACAUGGGUCCCUACCAGUUCUACGGGAACCCAAACAUGCAGGUCUGCCACAUCAUAUGCAAAGCGUAUCCAGGUGUCAGUACAGACACGUGAUGCUUGGACACAAUACAUUGCACUGGAUGUGACUGGAAGGAGCAGAGGGAGCCUUUGCGACCUGUCAGAGGAGGAGAAAGACCAGAUGGACAUUGAAGAGGCGAGGGAGGAGGAGAAAGGCGCAAUAUCUUCCGACUUCACACCUGGCGGUGAUUCCGACCCUGAGUCUUCUGAUAGCCAAAGCAUGCCUGAGAGACCCACACAAAGGCUUCAGAAAUUACAAGGUGAAAGAGCUCCUUCAGUCGAAGUGAGGCACAACAGGCUUAUUCCUCCCCAUGAGGACACUAAGUACAUUGUGUUUGAGACAAAGCUCCUGGACCUCUUCAAGCUCUGCUGGGAUUGCAGGUCAGGCAAUGUCUGCAUCAGCAAAAGACUCAUGGGCACACUACUGAUUAUAACUGUGGAGUGUUACUCAUGCACCAGCACAAACAAGUGGGAAAGCCAGCCUUUCUAUCAAAGUCGUCCAGCAGGAAAUUUGCUGCUAUCUGCUGCAACUCUAUUUGCUGGAGGAAGCUGGACGAUAAUGCGGCGCAUCCUUUCCCAUCUAAGACUCGUUUGUAUUGCUGACCAGACCUUCUAUACCAUCCAAAGAGACAUCCUGCAACCAGCCAUUGAGUGCUGA
Molecule: messenger RNA, 1197 nt
Organism: Neoarius graeffei (lesser salmon catfish)
Lineage: Eukaryota; Metazoa; Chordata; Actinopteri; Siluriformes; Ariidae
Exons: 5
Coding region: 1-1197 (398 amino acids)
Molecular function (GO): sequence-specific DNA binding
Source: RefSeq, a predicted model, not a curated record